UUAGUGUGAUUCGUUCUGUUAUGGCAGCUGCAGCACCCGCUUGGCUCACCGCUAAAUAUCUGGAAGAUGCACUGCAGCGGCACUACCAGGAGCCACAACUUGUGGUAGUUUCCAUACAGCUGCAAUCAGCACUGGGCAAGGGUGAAAACUAUGGAGCCGUCCUAACACGUAUACGUCUCGUAUACCGCAUGGGAUCGGGCAAAGAGGUUGAGGAAUAUCUGAUAGCCAAGACAACGCUGGAGGAUGAGGAUGCGGAUACAAGGGAGAAGAAGGCGCCCUACGACAUCUACAAUCGCGAGCUGGAGAUCUAUGAGCAGGUGAUGCCCAAGCUGCAGCAGCUGGCAGGUGAGCGACUCUGCCCCAAAGUGUUGCACAUCGAUCGCCAGCGAGGAGCUCUCAUCAUGGAGGACCUGAGCCAGCAGGGUUAUGUGAUGGCGCCGCGCUUGCAGAGAUUGGAUGAGCAGCAUUUGAAAUUAGUGCUCAGAAAAUUGGCCCUGAUGCAGGCAGCCUCGGCCGUGCUGGAGGAGAGGUCCCAGGGAGAGGGCUACAGCCUAAGGAAAUACGAUCGCGGGUUCUUCAAUCGCUAUACCGAGAGCUUUCGUUCGUAUUUCGUGGGAUGUCUGAUGUCAUGUGCCAGCUACCUUAAGACCCAGCCGGGCCAUGAGAAACAUUCUGAAUUGCUGGAGAAGCUCUCGCCGCAUUACAUGAGACUGGGAUUGCUAUGCUUUCAGCCGGAGGCCGAGCACAUUAAUGUGCUGACACACGGCGAUGUUUGGACAAACAACAUGAUGUUCAAGUACGGGGCCGAGGGGCCAAUCGAUGCGCUACUGAUUGACUUUCAGUAUGCCUUCUGGGGCUCGCCCACGCUGGACAUUCAUCAUCUGUUGAACACCUCAGCGGUGGAGCGGGUGCGAAGUGAACGACAGCUGGCGAUGAGAUGUGUUUACCAUGAGGUGUUUGUCCGGGAGUUACAGAGGCUCAAGUUCAAUGGUCAGAGAUUGCCCAGCCGGAAGCAGUUCCAUUUGGAAUCGGAGCAGAAGCGUUUCUAUGCUGUCCAUUGUGGCCUGCUGCUGCAACCUGUGCUGCUCAACACGGAUGAUAAGGAUGCGGAUUUCGCCGCUCUGCUUUCGGAUCAACCUCGUGGAAUGAACAUGAAACGGAGGCUGUACCGCAACGAAGCCAUUCAAGGAUCCAUUAGGCAACUGGUUACACAAUUCGAGCUUGAGGGACUGCUAGACCCGCAGCAAUAUGCUGGAUGGACUUAGCCCUAAUGAUGCGGGUUCCUGUCCACGUUCUGCUUUUGAUAAACUCCCACCAGUACACGUUUCAAUUAGAACGGAGGCUAAUAAACAUAAGGGAUGCACA
Drosophila obscura is the source of this 1365-nucleotide messenger RNA. RefSeq lists its product as uncharacterized. The transcript has 2 exons. The coding region runs from base 21 to 1265 and encodes 414 amino acids. Lineage: Eukaryota; Metazoa; Arthropoda; Insecta; Diptera; Drosophilidae. The record is from RefSeq and is a predicted model, not a curated record.